UAUAAGCUAAGAAGGCGUAACUCAUUGUAAACUUUAGGCUUUAUUCAGUAUUUUAAAAUUAUCAUAUGAUUCCAUAUUUAUUCAUUUGUAAGUUUUGUCACAUCAGUAAACCAAACCAAACCAAACCCACUACAUAUUUAUGGUAUAGUGUGUAAAUUUGUAAAAAAAAAAGUAAAAAUAUAGACGUAGUUUACCUUUUUCUCUUAUUUCAAUGAUGUAUAAUAUUAUUCCGUCAAGUGUAUAAGUAUGUAUAUAAGAGAUGUUACAAGAAAUCAAAGUUGGAACUCCGAAAAAAUAACAACUUUUUAUUUUGAAAAAUACUAGCCCGAUUAAUAAAACAUUGGUGUGGGCCAGAAAGUAACGAAACGCCCUUUCUGAUGAUGUGCGUAAAAAAAUUACGAAAAAGUUUAUUUACAUAUAUAUUGAAUUAUAUGUUUUUUAUGAAACUUAUUUUUCAACGUCGUAUUUUCCAUCUUCAUAAUCAAUAUCUUAUUCAUCAUUAUCCUCGGCCUCAUUAAAAUUUUUUAUUCCGAUUUUUAGCCUUCAACAUAAGUAUAUUGGCAGCUUGGAGAAAAUGUUCACUGCUCAUCAGAUUUGCAUAAAAGUUGGCUUUCUAACCAAUCAAGAUGAGUAUGCAUUAUAUGAACUUUCAACUACAAUAAUUAACAUGAGAGUCAGGCGUAGUCGAACAUUAUAAACACUCGCAAUUUGUAUUAAAUAAAUAUUUCAGCUAUUUUAUAUAUUUUGGAGAUCUAUUGGUCAUAAGGGGAAUACACCAGCAAAACGCAUAUCUAGUGGUAAGGGUAAGGUAAACUUAAAUGUUUUUUGUUGACUUUAUAUAUAGCAUUCAAGUUAUAAUGGUAAGUUUGCGAAACAUCUCAAUAAAAUUGAACUAUAUUUGCUAUGAAGUUGAUAACUCGAAUAAGAAAUGACCACGUUAGACUAGUUGAUCAAGGUCUAAUUUGUCGUACCAUGUGAAUAAAAAAAAUAAUAAAUAGUUUACUUUAAUAUCUACUUGGAAAUCUGAUACAUAAAAUAUCUCAGGAGAAAUAAAGUAAAACAAAACCAAAAAAAUGUAACAGAAUACAUACAAAUAGUAAAUGAAACCACCUGUUAUGAUUCUGAAGAGCCUUGUAAACUUUUAGGUAUACGUAUGUAUUUAUAUAUGAAAGAAGUAUAAAUUGUAUACGCUGGUACCGACUCUGCAUCCUUCGGGUAAAUUUGAAAGGAAGCUUCAGAAUAUUUAACACGCUUAUAAAACCAAAAGUAAAUAUUUCAAUACUGUAUACACCCUUUAUAUACAUAUAUGUACAUAUGAACUUGUGUACUUACGUAUAAAUAGUUGACAAUAUGGAAAUUUAUAUGGAAAUGAAACUCUUGAUGUAGCCGCAACAGACAUUAUCGAUUUUUACCGGCCAAAUAUGGAAAACUAAAUGAACUAGAAAGUAAAUAUUAAGAAUGGAGCUGAUGCCCGGACCUGCGCAUUGACCAACAUUUUGUUUUUAAAUGGCUGUUAAGGAAAAUAUUGAGUGACUAACAUCAUUGGCUUGCAGUGACCGUCAGUUUUACUUGAGAUUGCCAUUAGAGACAACGUUUAAAGUUGAUAAGUUAGUUUCGCACUCAGUAGAGGUCAGGGUAGUAAAAAAAUGAGGGUAAUAUCUUGAAAACUUCCGACGCCUGUUGGAAUUUCAGUUAUUUCCAUACACAAAUAAACAUCGAAUAUUUGAAAAAAUAACACAAAAAUAAAAUAAAAGUAAAAUAAAGUGAAUACUUUGCCAUCUUUUUAAAAUGAGGGGAUAAUAACAAGAUACAAAGAAGAAAGCUUAUGUUGAAUGGCAAACAUCAAUCCAAAACUACAUUAAUAGUCCCAAUACACAUGCAAUACGAAUAGUACUUACAUCGUCCUCAAAGUCAUCGUUUUUCUCAGCAUAGUCGUAAACACUGACGUAGUACGUAUAAGUAUAUAGGAAUAUAGUUACUACAACAAUAAGGAGUGCAAAGAGCAGUAACAAGUGCACAAUUUAAGCAACAGGAAGUUUAUUUCGUUUCAAGAGCAUUAUCAACGCAAGAGAAGUGAUUUACAAAUGGAGGAUUUAUUUUUGCUUAUAAUAAAGGAGUCCACAGGGACAAAGCAUAAUGCAUUGCGGCAAACUGCGCAAAUUGCAUAUGAUAAAUUAUAUCGCCAGCACGGAAUCCAUCGGGAUCCAGCUCAUGAACUCCGGUCGGUAUGCUUCACUGCGUUACAAAUGGCUCUAGAUACAAAGCGUCCGAAGUUUGUUACAAUGGGACUCAAUGGAUUGCAUCGCAUUAUCAAAGACGAACGCUUUUACAUUGGUUUAGAACCAGAAGAUGACUCGGUGUGGUUGCCCGCCCAGUUGUUGCGCGCCACAAGUGGUAUUUUGCCCACGACCAGCAACGAAGAUACCGUGAUCAAUGUGUUGCGACUCUUUUUAGCUAUGGCUUGCUCUCCUGCGUGCACAUUAAAUGGUCGCCUUUUAAUUGAAACACUUUCACGUUGCGGCGAAUGUUGGGAGUUAGGCUCGCGUGCCACAAAAGCAGCCUCCCUAGCAGCAGCAUCACAAUGCCUGCGCACAUUUUGUGCCUUUCUCAUGGAAGAGGCCGAAGAGGUGAAGAAGACUGCUCCACCUGGUCUAAUGACUCAGACGCAAGCAUCAGCAGUGUAUAAUGAAGUGAUUCCGGUAAUGCAGUGGUUAUGUAGUCGCUUGGUAGAGCCAAAUGCGAAUGGCUCACCGAACAAAAAGGCAGAUAAUAACUGCUCGUUAUAUUUAACGGAAUGCAUUCUUACAUUGACAUCAGCAUUGCCGCGAAACGUUCACGCGAAUCCACACUUUACAUCAUUCUUAUGGCAGAAAUUUUGCCCAACAUUGGCCGCAGCGUUGGGUUCGCCAGGUCGCGUUAAUUUGGAUAAAAAAUUUACGUAUAAGGAUGCAUUGAAUCUGAUUGAAAAUGAAGCUCGUGGCUUUUUUACUGGUCCUGGCUUAGAUGGUCCGCAGGCUCGGUGCGUAUAUUUGACGGCGAUACAGCUAUUGCGUAUUGCCGGAGCAUAUGGAUCCCUUCGGCCUAUGCUGGAGGCCCUCUUUCAUCGUAUGCUUCUGUUGCCAGCGCCUCAAAAUCGCACUGAACCACUAAAGUGUGUUCGCGAAAUAUUGAAAACUCCGGAUCGAUUGAUAGAUUUAGCGGUUAUACUUUAUGUCGACAAAAGUACAGGUCAAGGAUGCAGUGAUGAAAUGGCGUUAUUUCGCCUUAUGGUCGAUGCAAUGGAAGAAUGCGCAUUUGGUGUAAGUACAAAUUCGGGAAUGGAGACCGGACUUCAUGCAAGCGUGGAAUGUAUGGUCGCACUGCUAGAUAGUUUGCAAAUUCUUUGCAGCGGAGAAGUAACUGAAUCAAUGAUUAGUGAUCAGAUUGUUAGUGCUGUCAAUAGUCGUCAUGAAACAUUGAAGGAUGCCGAUUACACUGGUCCUUUGACUUAUCAAUCAAUGGCGCGUCUACCAGCUCCUUAUCGCGAUGCUAUUGUUGAAUUUCGGCAAAACGUGUUUGAGACAUCCUCUGGCUCUGAUAGUGAUGGCGAUCAUCCAGAACAAGAUGCUGCCUCAAAUGGUUCUGGCGAUACAGAAGGACCAGAAGAGGAAGAACAAUCGACUUCAAGUGAUGAAACUUCACGUGUGGAGAACCGAUGGCCCUACACUCAUCUGGAAGCCCCGGUUAUUCCUGUGCGAACCGAUAUUGAUAAUGAUCGACAACAUGCCAAAGAAUUUGCAAAAGCUUUGCGUACAGAUUUAGUGCCGAAAUUGUUACGUCUACGUUCUUGCAUUGAGGUGGACGAGGCCAUGCAAGAAUUCGCUUCAGUUGUCUGCCAAGAGAAUACCAUGAAUUUUUCUGAUUUUGAUUGUCACCUUACAGCCAUAAAUGCUGAUGGCAUUUACUUAGCUAUUUAUUCGUCAUUACUACUCAGCUUGCAAUUAACAAAGGUUAGAUACUAUGAUGACCCACAGAAGGAGAUACUAAUCCCCAUGUCCGAACAACAAUUUGUCACAUCUGUCCAGAAUACUGGAGUCUUGGUGUACCUCUCAUCUCCUUGGCUUUGUGAAUUAUAUCAAACCGUAUUAGUUUCAAAUGCAUUGGAAGCAAUGAGCAGGGAGGAAUUGGAAGGCACCUAUUCGCGAAGUGCCCUUGUGGAUAUGUUGUGUGAUGCUGGAGGAUUGGGACCAACUCAGAUGCUCUCCGAAUGGCAACGAUUACAAAUUGCGAAUGUGAAACAUACAGAUGAGCUGGAUAGUAAACGUCGAGAGGCCGCAAAGAAGCUUUGUAGACGCUUAUUGACUUGUUGCUGGGAUUCAAUGGUUAUAGUUCUGAGCUCGGGCUUAGGCGAUUUAUCUUGCAGUAAUUCGAAUAAAUUGGUGGCCUUGUCAAAACGCACGCUUCGAGUCAAAGCAAAGACAAAUAAAACUAAUGGUGAAGCUUUAUACGCUAUGUGUCUGGAUGGUUUACAUUCUGCCGCCACUUUAAGCAACAGUUUGAAUUUGCAGCAUUUGGCUGGAAAAAUUUUAAGUCUUCUGGCAUCAAAUGUUUGUCAAACAAAUGGGCCAAGAAUUUCUGCUAGCCAAGCAAUGUCUAUGGAUGUAGUAUUAAAUGGAGGCUUGAAUUUAGGCUCUUAUAGUCCUGAUUGUUGGCAAUCCGUAUUCGCUGUGUGUCGUCAUGUCAGCCAAUUGGAACACGAAAUUUUCAGUUUGCAAAAUUCAUCGAUUGGCACUUCACCAGGCACAGGACGACGUGACUUGGAGACCGGUGAAAAACUAAGCAAUACAGUUCAAAAUGAUAAACUUAAUUUAUCUUCACUACCCAUUGAUGAUGAUGAAACGUGCGUGGAUGUUUACAGCUUUCUUCAGGCACCUCUACAAAGUCCCAAUACUAAUAUUACAUCUAUAUUAAAAGUAUAUUCGGGCACAAAUGAAACGGUGCUAUUAAGUCAAAGCGACACCUCAAAAGUUCUUUGCGCUCUGUCACACCAGGCUGAAAAUUUGUUCUCAGAUGCUGCUGAGCGCUUAAGCCUUCCUUCACUAUGUCAGUUUUUAAAAAAUCUAUGUAAGGCAUCGAGGGAACAGCUUUAUAAGAAUACUACUACUCGCAAAGGCAGCAGAAUUUGGUGGCCGAGCAAAGGUUGGAAGAAAAUCGAAAGCCUACCAAUUUCGUUAUUAUUACAUCGAAUCGGAGAUGUUACACUGAGGGUAUUUAAAAGUUCUAGGCCGCUUUUACAUAUACUAAAAGUAUGGGCCAUCACUGGGCCUCAUCUAAUGGAUGCUUCCUGUCAUCGAGAUCGUGCGAUAUCAAAAAGAGCCAUUGAAUAUAUCCAUGACAUAAUUACAGCACUUCUUGUGGAACAAUCUGAGUUACCCCAUUUUCACUUCAACGAAGCACUGCUGAAACCGUUUGAAAAUCUUUUAAGUAUGGACACAUGCGAUGUUGAUGUGCAGGAUCAAAUUGUCGCAUGUUUGUAUGAAGUUGUCGAAGCGCACAGGACGGAAAUCCGGUCGGGAUGGCGACCACUAUUCGGAACGUUACGCAAUGCUCGUAGCCGCAUGCUAAAUAUGAGCAACAUCAUCGAUAUAUUCAGAGUCUUUCUUGACUCCGAUAACACUUUAGUAUUCGCCAAUGCUGGAUUGGAUUGUAUUCUAUGCUUAUUAUCUUAUCUGGAGAUAUCAGGUAGUGGAGGAGCAAAUAAUAAUACGUGCGGUGAAGAUGAAAAUAGCUUUCGGCCUACGGAGUUCCUACAUGAAACUCUUCGUUUCCUUGAGCGUUGUUCAUCCAUUUUAGGUUUUAUGUUCAACAUGCCGAAGUGUCCCAACUUCCAUUCAACUUAUAAAAUUAAAGGCAUUUCCUAUACCCACAUCAUCGAUGCAAAUAUCCCUAAUUCAAUGGAGAAUUUUACAUAUUUCGGCAAUGAUUAUUUACAAACGAAAAAUGAACAACACAUGAUAUCGUAUCGGUCGUUACACAUCGACAAAGAUGCCAUCACAAAAAUCGACGAAAUGGAUAAGCCAUCAGGAGUAUUGAAAGUUUGGUUUCUUCUAUUAGAUGGUCUUACCAAUUCACUAAUUGUUUGCCCUUAUUCACAUCAAGCCCCAAUACUUCAAACAAUAUUUAAACUAUUUAAAAACUUACUAUGUUGCCCUGGUAUCGAUUUCGGAUUUUACUGCAUUAACCAUUUAUUAAUACCAAUGAUUCAGGACUGGCUACGUUACAUAAAUAAAACCGGUGCUCCUUGGCCAAUGAUUGAAAAAAACUUUAAACACUGUUGUUGCAUGACAACUGACCUAGUCGUGGAAUUCAUCGAGAAGUCUGUUACUGAGAGUAGCCGCAGACAGGGUAUAAUGAAGACACGAAUAACACAGAUCGUACACACGCCUUCGAAUAUAAAUUUAACUAAUAACUCGAGUAUUACUAACAUCGAUAAUUCUUUAUAUUCUAAGUUAAAAUUCAUCACUGAACGAAUUGAUGAUAAUGAUAACAUUAAUCAAAGCAAUCAGUAUGAUAGUUCGUCUUCGAGUGAAGAAAGCGGAGCUAACGUCAUAGAUUCACCAACUAAAAUAUCUGGCUCGGCUACGCUGGCCCUUAAACAACUACUAUUGGUGUUAAUUGAGUGUUCUGCACAGGCGCAGGAAUCCGUAGCACGCGUUGGAGUGUCAUGCUUGAAGCAUAUAAUCUUAUCCACAGGCAUGCUUUUCAAUGAGUCACAAUGGAUGAUUGCCAGCUCUGCUUUACAUCGCGCUUGUACGGUAACAAUAGCGCCUUUAAGGCAAUUGUCGUUUGCUUUCCAUGAGAAGUCAAAUAGUUUCUAUGGAGAUUGUGCUAAUGUAAAAGUGGCAGCUCGACGCGAUAGCACCGUGGAGGAAUUAACUAGGGUUUACUCAUUGGCGCAACAAGUUUUCCUCUCUGAUAAUCAAAGAGAACCAACUGCGAAGGUGUCCAAUCACUUAGAAAAACAUUUCACCGAUGAACGAAGCUACUCAUUUCUUCUAUAUCCUUUAAACAAUGGUUUCAAUUCGAAUCUAGACAACUUUGUUAUUCGUAUACCUUUUAAAAACUUAGUGGUUGGCUUACUAGCAAAUCAAAUGCUACUGCAAUUAGUUGCGAAGCUUUUACUUUCCCGGUUAAAGUGUGUACCGCAAGCAGUUUCUACAUGCAUAUUUGACAAUUAUGGCACAUCGACAACUGGUCACGAUUAUGACUUGGACUUUCGUUCCAAAGAGAUAUUAUUGCGUUGUGUUAAACAGUAUUUGACAAGUUCUUUAGAAUUCGAUUCUCGACCUGGACUUAAAUUCCUUAUGCAAAAGGUCUCCAAUACUGAGUACGCAGCUAAUUUAUACAAACAAAUGACGUCAUCUUGGAUGAUCUACUAUAUAGCUUUAGUCGAUUCUUAUUUAAAUGAUAUUGUUGUAUAUAAUUUGGGCCCAGAGGACUUGAAAUUCAUACUAGAAUCUUGUUCGCGCCUAAACACAACCACCGUAAAAAAAAAGGAAAAUUUUGUGCGAUAUUUGUUCUGUUUACAGGACGCAUGGAACCUUGUUUGUGAGCUAUAUUUAAAUAAUUCAGCAAUUCAUGAUAUUGAAAAUGGAAAACUCCGAUCAGGUGACGGAAGUGAUAAGCGUGUUUCACAACACAAAGUUUUGACCCCGAAACCAAUGCGCAUAUCAGUUAGCACAAAUGGUGAAAACGCAAGUACAUCAAGCCACUCAGAGACAAUGGCUUCUUCACCCAAUAAGUGUACUCAACUCGAAGAAGAAAAUGUGACAAUGACGACACUGAUCAGUGAAUUCCAACCGAAAAGCCGCAAUAAUCCUUUCGAUACAAACCGGCCGCAGAAGUGCGAAUCAGAGGCAAUAUCACCGGAAAUCGAGCAACAACGUGCUUCAAGUAUCCUCAAGGACUCUAAUUACAAGAAAGCUGCUUUAGCUCAAUUGGUCGUAGCUUCUAUGGAGUUACUGCGGUCAUUACCCGGCGAAGCUGAGGAGAAUCUUAAACUUUUGAUGACGCCCACAAUACGAGAAGCCUUUAGGCUGGUUCAGUUGCAGGGCAAUGAAUUGAAGGUUAAUCAAUUUUAGGCUAUGCUCGUUGAGUUUUAUUUUGAUUUGUAAGCAGAACGGAGAUCGCCAUCUAAAUUCGUUUAUGCCAGCCAUAGGACUGGCUAUGGAAUUGAUAUACUGGUAGAAACAUCGGAGUCAUUUAAGGCGACUAAAUGACAUAGAUGCUGUCCAUAUACACAUUUACAUUCAUACAUAUAUCACUUAUGUGUAUACAAUACUCGUAUAUGCAUAUUUGUAUAUCGCCCUUUCUGUUUGGCAGCUCAUAAUAUUAUCUCGGAAGAUAAUAAUUAAUAAUUUGUGAUAAUUAUAAUAUCGAAAUGUAAUAGCUCACUGAUGUAUAAUCUUUUACUCCUGGUUUUACUCUGCUUUUUUAAAUUUCUUCUGGUUGGCUAAACCGGUCACUAACCAUGGAUAUCUGUCGAAGCCAAAUUAUUACAAACAUCAUUAUCAUAUCGAAAUUUCACAUAUUUGAAACCCACGAUCGAAUGCCAAACAGCAAUGGGUGACAGUAUUUACUAUAUACAAUACAUAUAUACAUUACAUACAAUAUACUACAAAUAAAUGCUUUAUUUUUAUAAUGGAAUAUUUGCUUUUAUGCGCUACAAAACUAAGUACAUGCGUACAAAUUAUACUACAUACUCGUAUUCUAAUCAUUGUCCAUAUACAUACUCGUACAUCCAUACAUACAUAGCACUUUUCAUGUAUUUUGCCAAAUUACUAUGGAUAUGAGUUAAAGUUCUCUCAUUUAAAAUCCACCAAGUCUCAUUCCUUUAUUUAUAUAAAUGAAAUUCAGUACCAGACGCUUAAAGACAAAUCUAAAUGGUUAUACCAAACUAACUGAAGAAAACCACUUUCAUUGUGAUGGCGGCAAACGGCAACACAUUUCAAAGUAAGAACUCAACCACAAAUACAGCACACACUUACACCUAACCAUUGGAUUUGAGAGAAUCCAGAGUGUAACUCUAAAAGUGGAAAAAAAUGCACUCAUUUGCAACAGGGAAAACCUGAGGGGGUCAAAAAAAUCUCAGCACUCGAAAGAAAUAAAAAGUGUAGAUUUUGAAAAUGUCAACCCCUCUAGUUCUUAACUUUUCCUCGAGAUACAGACAUUGUCCGAUUCAUUAAUUCAAAUUAAUGUGGUUAUUUUAAACAAAAGUUAAAUAUACAAAUAUAAAUAUGUACAUUAGGAUCAACUUAUCAUUUGUCAGUAAUCGUAGAUUGUAAUUGUACUAUAUUGAAAUAGACCCAAUCAGAAUAUUGUUAUUUUACAUAUAGAAUAAUGAAUCGAGAAUACAAUUGUGUCACGGGAUUCUAGAAAAUAGAGAGGCAUUUAAAUAAUACAUACCCAUAAAUAAGCACAAAAAGGUUGGACGCAAAUUAUAAUUUUUUAAUCUUUUUUUAUGCAUAUGAAAUUAUUAAAUAAUUGUAAACACCAAUAAAUAAGUAGAUGUUUGGGGUCUAACUUCAUAACAGAAUUUCCCUCCAACUCUGUAACACAGAAGAUUUAAAAAUUAAAUCAAAUGAAUAUAAAAUUGUUUUGGUGAGAUCCAUAUGUUUAAGUCUAUACUAAAAUAUGUACGGAUGAACAUUUAUCAUAUGUAUGUAUAUGUAUAUAUGAUAACUAUCAACCCGCUUAGUGCUAAGUAUAAAAGCUAAAAUAUAAAUUUACGUAAACAUAUUUGCAAAUUUUUGGAAUGUACAUACAUACAUGUACGAAGAAUUAUAUACAUACAUAUACUAUAUAAUUAUAUAUUGGAAAUCUACUAAAUUUAUAAUAUACAAGUAUGUACUAUUCAAUAAAUAAAACUGCUUAUGUAAAAAGUCAAACGUGAAAAAUGAAAAAAAAAAUUAAAUCAUAUACAUCUUUACAUAUAUUAAUACAUACAUUCAUAUAGGUAUAUGUACAUAAUAACAUACACGAAUAUAUUAACAUAUGAUUUAUAAUACAAAAAAUUAAAUGUGAAGACUUUUUGUUUUGAUACCAUGUAUGAUACAAACUACUUUAUUAGAGUACAUCUUUCCAGCCAUCAGAAUAUCGUUGGUCCAAGCGGUGUUACGUGGUUAUUAUUCAUCUAAAUUGUUUAUAAUAGUUUUAAGCCAAAAAUAUAUUACUUUUCUAUACACACACACAAUUAAAAUUUUUUUAGUUAAGCUAUUAACAAUAUAUAUAGUUUUUCUAGUAUUUUUGAAUUAUUGCACACUGUAUUGCUUUUCACGUGUCGUACUAUCGUCCUUACGUGACAGUAAGUGGCUUCGUCGUCCAGGUCGGCGAUGUGUAGAAUGGGAGAUAUCUUUUUUCACUUUGCUUACUACCGACUUUUCCAAUAUGCUGUUAUUACUAGAUAAAAUUUUGCAAUGAAACAAAAUCCAUUAUACUGUAGCCGAAUAUGUAAGACCAUCGAACAGCUUAUUAAUAUUUCCAUACAUAUACUAUACCGUAGUCUGAUGAUUCAAUAUACAAACAAUUCGUUCACAAUCUCUCAUAAGUUUCAGUUUAAUGCGUCUUUUGAUGGAUAUUUAGCUUAGUUUUUUGUCGUCAUUUAUUAUUAUUUUUUUAUUUUUAGAAGAAAAAAGUAUUUUCCAAACCAUUCAAAUGUUUAUUUGGUUUUUUUCCAAAAAUGUAUAUGAAUGCACAAGUUUGAAAUAAAGAAAAGGAUAAUUUUAGUAGACACACGUACACAAAUGUGUAUGUACAUACAUAUAUCUACAAGUUAGCUCAUAGGGCGAAUACUUAAUAGACUUUAUUUAUUUCUUAAAUAUUCGGGUAUUUUAGAUGUCGUCACCAUUCAAGUCAAUCCCAAAAUUGAUUUGAAAAUUAUGUUACAAUUUAAUUUUCAUUUGUAUGAGAGGCUAAACAUAUAUAUAUUUUUAUUUUAGAAAAACGCCAAUAGUAAAAUAAUUCGUAAUAACAUCGAUUAACUGAGUUACCCGAAACUUUUUCGAUUUUUUACAAUAGGAUAUUUUACAUUUUUAAGAAAUUAAUAAAUUUCAUUUCAUAGCGUAGAGUAAAUGCGAAAGAUUUAUACAUUUGGACAAUAUAUAUAUAUUUCAACAUAAAUAUUCAUUUAACAAUAAAUACAUUUGAUUUAUUAUACACUUAUACUUGUAUAUACUUCUUGUAAACGAAUUCGACCAUGCAUGUAUGUAUUGAAAGGGUGUGUUGCUGUGUUUAACUUUCGUACUUUUUUAUUCUUUAACGCAAUGUACUAUCUACACUUAUACAAUGUAGUUUCCGCUUUAAAGACUAAGCAUAAAAUGUUAUUUAUAAGAUCUUUAUUGCAAUCUACCAAAUUUAAAUGCAACACAUACUACGUAAAUAAGCAAGAAAUAAAAAUGCUUUCAUAUUUGGAACCAUCCAAUUUGAUGUAAAAA
Molecule: messenger RNA, 11471 nt
Organism: Bactrocera oleae (olive fruit fly)
Lineage: Eukaryota; Metazoa; Arthropoda; Insecta; Diptera; Tephritidae
Product: brefeldin A-inhibited guanine nucleotide-exchange protein 3
Biological process (GO): regulation of ARF protein signal transduction
Molecular function (GO): guanyl-nucleotide exchange factor activity
Source: RefSeq, a predicted model, not a curated record